Messenger RNA from Liolophura sinensis, 954 nucleotides. RefSeq names its product NADH dehydrogenase [ubiquinone] 1 alpha subcomplex assembly factor 2-like. Lineage: Eukaryota; Metazoa; Mollusca; Polyplacophora; Chitonida; Chitonidae. The coding region runs from base 56 to 529 and encodes 157 amino acids. The record is from RefSeq and is a predicted model, not a curated record. Gene Ontology annotation, cellular component: membrane; mitochondrion; respiratory chain complex I. Gene Ontology annotation, biological process: mitochondrial respiratory chain complex I assembly. The transcript is spliced from 6 exons.
GUUCACCUGAACACAUAUCUUUGACUUCAGAAAACACCUAACAGGCUAAACAUCCAUGUCUCGAAGAAUCUCUGUAUUGGGUCAAGUUUUGAAGAACUUAAGAAACUCUUUCAGUGCACCCAAACAAACAGUCACGCUUGUUGGAGAAGAUCACCUUGGCAACCGUUAUUUUCUGAAAGAAGCAGAUCCAAAGAGGAACCUGAGGGGUGGGAGAUGGGUGGAGCCUGUUAACAAUGACCAGUUCAAACCCCCAGAAGUCCCAGUGGAAUGGGAAGCUUGGCUGCGUGGCAGGAGAGAUGACCCGCCUACUCAACAGGAAUUGGACAAAAACCAUGCUUUGAUGUUGAGGACAUUGAGGAGGGCUCAGGAACUAGAAGACAAAAGCAAACAGGCAGAAGAGCCUUUGCUUGGGGAGGGAGAUUCUAAACCCUGGGAUGGAGUAACAUCAGAUGCUGAUAUGAGAGGAUCUAAAUUCCCAGUGUAUGAUGGCAUGGAAACGACACCUGGCUUGAAGUCAGGAAAGAGGUGACAAGAACUGGGCUGGAGAGCACCUGAUUGAUGAGCUCUUCUCUGUAGUGUAGAAUGAGAUUGUAUGAAGAUUUGUUGAUUCUAAUUCUCAGGAUCAGUGAGAGAACGUAUGUGUGUGUUAAUGGGGUGUUGAGGGUAGGAGUGGUGGGGAUUUCCAGUUCAGUGUACAUACCAGAUAUAAAAACACAAUCCAUCAUUCAUCCGCCCUUACCUGCAUCCCACUAUGAGAAAUUAGUAUACUCUAAGAAAAGUUACAAAUUUUUGCAUUUGAGUGUUUGGUUUGGAUCAGCACCAUCUUGAAUUAAUAACCUUUGUUAUUAAUCUGAGUCACAAUGAUUCAGGUUCAGUACCUCAGUAAACACACCAACAACCUUAAAACCUGCCAGUGACUUCACAUUGGAUGUUAAAAUAAACAGUUGAAACUUA